This is a messenger RNA of Leptidea sinapis, 1285 nucleotides long. RefSeq names its product lipase 3-like. The transcript is spliced from 5 exons. Gene Ontology annotation, biological process: lipid metabolic process. The coding region runs from base 29 to 1267 and encodes 412 amino acids. Gene Ontology annotation, molecular function: hydrolase activity, acting on ester bonds. The record is from RefSeq and is a predicted model, not a curated record. NCBI's taxonomy places the organism in Eukaryota, Metazoa, Arthropoda, Insecta, Lepidoptera, Pieridae.
ACAUACUUAGUGCAAAUUUAAGACUUAUAUGAUUUUCUUAUGGAUGCCAUUGUCAGAGCUAAACCACACGGGAAGCACCAGCUUUCAAAUAAAAAAAGAAUCAUCAAUAUCGGUUCACCCAGUCGAAAGUUCUGAGCCUGAUCUUGUGAGGAAGUACAGAUAUCCAUUAGAGGAACAUACUGUCAUCACUCCUGAUGGGUAUAUUUUGGGCAUGCAUCGUAUUCCUCAUGGCCGAGACAACAAUAAUGAGCCUAAAGACAAACCAAUCAUAUUUCUCAUGCACGGGUUGCUGGGAUCGUCUUCUGACUUUGUACUAAUGGGCCCAGGUUCAGGAUUGGCGUAUAUCCUAGCUGAAGAAGGAUUUGAUGUAUGGAUGGGUAACGCUCGUGGUAACUAUUACUCACGAAGACAUGAAUGGUUACGGCCUGAUGCACUAUUGAAUACUGACUUUUGGGACUUCUCUUGGGAUGAAAUUGGAAACAUUGACUUGCCAUCUAUGAUCGACUAUACUCUUGAAAACACUGGCAAGAAUCGAUUGCAUUACAUUGGUUUCUCUCAGGGCACUACGUCGUUCUUUGUGAUGGGAUCGCUCCGGCCUGAAUAUAAUGACAAGAUCAUUUCGAUGCAUGCUCUGGCUCCUGUAGCAUACAUGGCUCACAAUAGAAAUCUUUUAUUCAAUGCACUGGCUCCAUUCUCUAGAAAUAUAGCGAGUUUGGCUAAUCUGAUCGGUAUGGGCGAAUUUCUACCAAAUAACAUAAUAUUUAAUUGGGCUGGCCAAACAUUUUGUCAUGAUGAAGCCAUUUUUCAACCAGUCUGCAGCAGUAUUUUAUUCUUAAUCUGUGGAUGGAAUGUGAAUCAACAUAAUGCGACAAUGUUGCCAGUUAUCUUUGGCCACACACCGGCCGGAGCUUCGAUCCAACAGUUCGCACAUUACGGUCAAGGGAUUUCUGCGAAUCAUUUUCGUCGCUAUGAUCAUGGCUGGUUAAAGAACAGAAGAUUAUAUGGAAGCUCGCGCCCACCAAAUUACAACCUGAAAAAUAUUAAGACACCGGUUUUCUUACAUUAUUCACAAAGCGACCCAUUGGCUCACGUAAAUGAUGUUGAUAAACUGUUCGAGGAGCUCGGGCAGCCAGUCGGCAAGUUCAGAAUAGCGGACAGGUCAUUCAGUCACUUGGACUUUGUGUACGGUAUUGAUGCCAGAUCGUAUGUUUACAAUCGGGUAAUUAAUCUUAUCUGGUCAAUGGAAACUCAAUUAAAUGCUGAUUAGUAAUUAAAAGAUUAUACA